Styela clava is the source of this 511-nucleotide messenger RNA. RefSeq names its product cornifelin homolog. NCBI's taxonomy places the organism in Eukaryota, Metazoa, Chordata, Ascidiacea, Stolidobranchia, Styelidae. The record is from RefSeq and is a predicted model, not a curated record.
AAUAUAAUCUUGAUCCAACAUGGCAGAAGAACAAACGCAACAAAAUCCAACUCUACCGGGACAAGUGGCACCAAGUGCGCCGAGCACGGUUCCAGGGUAUGAGAAUACCGGAGCAGUGCAAGCUGUCUAUACUGCUCCCACAACAAUUAUUAUGGCUCCCGUGUCUCAGACUAUGGAACGUGAAAAUGAUUGGUCUUCGGGAUUAUGUGGAUGCUGCAACGAUCCUAAAUCCUUAUUAUGCGCAAUGUUUUGUCCAUCAUGCUUCGCGUGCAACCUCGCAACAAGGUUUGGUGAUAGCUGGGUGUACGGAUGUUUGUGCUACUAUCAUCUCAUGCAUAGUUCAAGAGUGGCAAUACGUUACAGGCACAAAAUCAGGGGUAAUUUGUGCGACGAUGCUAUCAUGAGUGGUUGUUGUUGCUGUUUGAGCCUUCUACAAGUCUAUCGUGAAAUGGACCACCGUGGCGAACCUUCUGGUACCUGCUUUGCGAUUUAGAAGCAUCAGUUUUAUAUU